GCUGUUCGAUGCUAAUGCAGAACGCCAUCAGUUGUGUUGUUACAAGGUAGGUGUUGUAUACAGAAGAAGAAGCCGUAUAAGUCCAUAUUAUGGCAAGAAAAACUCAAAUAAGCAUUCUUCUCUCUCUACCCCCCUCACAUCACCACACGGUCUUUCACACCUCCCAGCCCUUCUCAGCAGAGAGGAAGUGGGCAGUGUGGAGAGAAUAGGCUGGGUGGACAGGAUAUAAGUCAUUAAAGCGUUUAGAGAGAGGAAGUGAUAGAAUACAUUGAGAUGGAACACACCUGUCUUCUACUCUUGCUGUUCAGUACACUGGUAUACUCCGGCCUCAGUCAUAAUGGAGUAUCUCUGAGCGUCCGUCCCAACAGAUCUCAGUUCUUUGAAUAUGAGUCUUUAAUUGUGAGCUGUGAGGUUCAAGAGAGCUCUGCUGGAUGGACACUGAAGAGAUACACAUCGACUGGGAAGCUUUCAGCUUGUGGAACCGACUGGGGAAAACAACAAGGUUUUUCAUGCAUCGUGUCACUAAUACUAUCAGACAGUGGGGUGUACUGGUGUGAGUCUGGGUCUGGAGAACACAGCACUGCUGUCAACAUCACAGUACAUGCUGGGGCUGUGAUCCUGGAAAGCCCUGCCCUUCCUGUGACUGAGGGACAUUCUGUGACUCUGCGCUGCCGAUACAGAAAGGACAAGGAAAUUAAUGUAACACACUCAAACCUCACAGCCGAUUUCUACAAAGAUGGAUCCCUCAUCAGGACUGAGACUACAGCAGAGAUGACCAUCCCUGCAGUAUCCAAGUCAGAUGAAGGACUCUACAAGUGUUCCAACUCUGAAGGAGAAUCACCGGAGAGGCUGAUGACUCUGACAGUUCUCUCUCCUCCAGACUCUCUGAGUGUCCGUCCCAACAGAUCUCAGUUCUUUGAAUAUGAGUCUUUAAUUGUGAGCUGUGAGGUUCAAGGGAGCUCUGCUGGAUGGACACUGAAGAGAUACACAUCGACUGGGAAGCUUUCAGCUUGUGGAACCGACUGGGGAAAACAACAAGGUUUUUCAUGCAUCGUGUCACUAAUACUAUCAGACAGUGGGGUGUACUGGUGUGAGUCUGGGUCUGGAGAACACAGCACUGCUGUCAAAAUCACAGUACACGCUGGAGCUGUGAUCCUGGAGAGCCCUGCCCUUCCUGUGACUGUGGGAGAUUCUGUGACUCUGCGCUGCAGAUAUCAGGGAACUCCCUCUGACCUCAAAGCCGAUUUCUACAAAGAUGGGUCCCUCGUCAGGACAGAGACUACGGGAGAGAUGACCAUCCCUGCAGUAUCCAGGUCAGACGAAGGACUCUACAAGUGUUCCAACUCCGAAGGAGAAUCACCGGAGAGACGGAUGACUCUGACAGACCCCACUACAGUGCCAGUGUUGUCCAUGUCUCUGCCCAGGCUGCUGAGUAGUCUACUGGUGGUGUGUCCCUACCUGCUGGUGACCGUCAUACUGCUGGUGAAAGGCAUCAGACGUAGGGCUCAAGGUGAGCGUUUUGAAGAACAGUGAGGCUGAGAAACACCUGAUCACCAUGACAACACUCAGAAUGGAACACACAACAUUCUAAUUCUGGACCUGUUAUUUACACCCAAAACAGUUCUUCUUCUCCUGGCCCAUAAUAGUGGCAUUUAAAAAUAUAUAUAUAUGAUUUUUCUUAUUUUAAGGUGUUUCAAUAUAUGUUGUGUUGUAUAAUUAAUUCAGCAGCAGUCCUUUUAAAUGGGUAAUCUGCAGAUCAAAAAUACAAAACCACCCACUGUUUUGGUAAACAGCUGUGUAACCUAUACAACCGACGUGUGUUUUUGUUCCUGACAUUGAUAUGACUACGACUAUCUGAGAAUAUAACUGAUUGAUUUGAAUAUACAAGUAAUAUAGGCCUCGUGUUUUUUUAUUUUUCAAUUUAACAUCUAGAUACUAUCUGACAUUUUGUAACAUAAAUUAAUUUCCUCAUUCCUGUAUGAAUAAACAUCACAACCACUAGCUGGCUCUCUUUCUCCGUGCUUCCAUAACCAACUAAACUCACUGUGAAACAAAGUGAAAGUAACUUUUUGUUUCACUCUUCUACUUGCCGGUCUUGCUUGAACACGUUUGUGUCGCAUUUAAUUGUUAUGUUUGUCCUAGAUUAUGUUCCUAUGAGGCUUUUGGGCUUUUUUUCCCGGGUUUACUGACCGGAACUCAGUUUUAUUUUCCUAUUACAAACAGCUUUUAGCAACAAUAUAUAAAAAUAAAAUAAAAACAUGUGAAAUGAAGACGUCAGCAGCUUGUUGUUUCGGGGGAAUUAUUCUGUGCAUCGGGCUUUCAUUGAGAGCAACAGGUAGGUUUAAACUUUAAUUAUAGUUUUAAAUUCCGAUACCAGAGAAAUUGUAUUAAAACGGGCACUUGUUUUUAUAAAACACUCCCGUUGAUUUUCGGCCCCAUCGUCAAAAAGACAGAACGACAUGUUUUUGAUUUCCUUACGCUCACAACGUAAGUAAAUACUCUGCCCUGCGUCAUGUCUGGAGACCAUUCCAAUGCGACAGGUGUCGUUGACAACAAACCUUGGUUACUUUCCAAACACUUAACAGACACACCCUCACUUCUGAUGACGAGUUUACACUUGCACGGGGAGGGAGGAAGGAGGAAGGAGAAGGCCUAUUCUGUUUACAAAUUUACGAAGAAGACUGAAAAGUUGUAUUUUUUAUGUCUACAGUAACUAAGGUCUUAGGAACGUGUAUUUGUAAAACAUUUUUUUUUGGUGAUUAGUUUUCAUAUGCACUUAAAAUAGUAGGUACCCUUAAAUUUAAAUUAUUCUUUUGUAUUUUAUUUCUCAGAAUAGUUCCUGAUUACACUAAAGAGGGUUGUUGGUCUCUCUUACUACAGAGAACCCUUGGUUUGGUCUUGAAUAUAAUGUUCAGUUGAAUUUCAACAGCCGGAUAACGUCUAGCUCAGAGUUGAUGGAAUAAGAUAUUUUCACUUUAAGUUGACUUAAAUGGUGCAGAUCUCGGUUCCUUACAUUCACUGCUCCUACAGCUAUUCCUUUUAUAUAAUCUUUGUUGUUUUGUCUUUGUCUAUAUUAUCUCUUAAUGCUAGGGGGGAUACGGAACUGUCAGAUCUCGGUUCUUCAUCGUUUACGUUCACUGCUCCUACGUCUUUGACUCAUCCUACUACAGUUUAUACUUUUAUAUAAUCUUUGUUGUUUUGUCUUUGUCUAUAUUAUCUCUUAAUGCUAGGGGGUUACGGAACAGUGUGAAGUGCAAGGCCUUAUUUUUAUUUGCUAAACAAUUUCAAACAGAUGUUUGCUUUUCUCAAGAGUCUCACUCAAUUUUGGCUGAUGCCAACUUCUGGAGGUCACGGUGGGGCAA
Molecule: messenger RNA, 3362 nt
Organism: Oncorhynchus tshawytscha (Chinook salmon)
Lineage: Eukaryota; Metazoa; Chordata; Actinopteri; Salmoniformes; Salmonidae
Product: low affinity immunoglobulin gamma Fc region receptor II-a-like
Exons: 8
Coding region: 274-1533 (419 amino acids)
Biological process (GO): cell surface receptor signaling pathway
Molecular function (GO): transmembrane signaling receptor activity
Source: RefSeq, a predicted model, not a curated record